This is a messenger RNA of Cloeon dipterum, 1385 nucleotides long. It is a transcript of the gene CycK, whose product is annotated as cyclin K. Bases 161 to 1321 code for a protein of 386 amino acids. The record is from RefSeq and is a predicted model, not a curated record. Gene Ontology annotation, biological process: regulation of transcription by RNA polymerase II; positive regulation of DNA-templated transcription, elongation. Gene Ontology annotation, molecular function: cyclin-dependent protein serine/threonine kinase activator activity. The transcript has 6 exons. Lineage: Eukaryota; Metazoa; Arthropoda; Insecta; Ephemeroptera; Baetidae. Gene Ontology annotation, cellular component: nucleus; cyclin/CDK positive transcription elongation factor complex.
ACAAGCGGCUGCAGGCUGCACUUAUGUACUUAUUGUUAGUAAAUUUUUGUGUUUUUCAAGGCAGAAGUGGAACACGCUGACCACAACCUCGUUUCUGUGAUUCGGACGGGUUCCGCUGUCCACAAUUCUUCGCCUACAGUGUGAAUUAAGUUGAUGAACCAUGCCCUACUGGUACUACGACAAGAAGGAGCUGCGCAACACGCCGUCGAUCCAGGAUGGCAUCGACUUCGACACUGAGAGCCGGUACCGCAAGGAGGGUGCCCGCUUCAUCAUCGACACAGGAACCAAAAUGGACCUGGGCUACAACACCAUUGCCACAGGUGUCGUCUAUUUCCACCGUUUUUACAUGUUCCACUCAUUCAGAGCCUUUCCUCGCUACCAGGUUACAGCGUGUUGCUGUCUUUUCUUGGCCGGCAAGGUGGAGGAGACUCCGAAGAAGUGCAAGGAUAUAAUUAGGACGGCUCGCAGUCUCUUGACGGAGUCAAAGUUUAUGCAGUUCGGAGAAGAUCCUAAGGUGCACACUUAUUUAUCUAAUUGGCAGGAAGAGGUGAUGACCCUGGAGCGUAUCCUGCUGCAGACGAUUAAAUUCGACCUGCAAAUCGAGCAUCCCUACCAGUACCUGUUGAAGUACGCCAAAGCCCUGCAGGGCGACAAAGUCAAAUUGCAGAAAAUGGUCCAGAUGGCCUGGACGUUCAUUAAUGACAGCCUCUGCACCACCCUAAGUCUGCAGUGGGAGCCAGAGAUCUUAGCAGUCGCGCUCAUGUAUCUUGCCAGCAAGCUUAGCAAAUUUGAGGUUGAAUCGUGGGUUGGACGCAAGAUCCAUCAUCUUAGGUGGUGGGACCUGUUUGUCGAGGACAUCACAAUGGAUCUCUUGGAAGAUAUUUGCCACCAAGUUCUGGAUCUUUAUUCAAAACCGAAAGUUACUCCACCGGCUGUGUCGCCACCUCUGGCUGCGUCGACCAUCAAGCCGAUUCCCCCUCCCUCCUUGAAGAGAGGCCUUGACCCAGCUGGUUCAGCCAAAAUGCUGAAAGAAGAAAUGGCGGACGUGAAAGAUGAGGCCAAGCUGCCUCCUGAGCUGUUGGUGCCGCCGCCGCACAUCAUGCCGCCGGUGGGGCCACCCCCGGGUAUGCCCCCAACCAAUGUGCCGCCGCCCAACAUGUACCAACACCCACCGCCGAACCACCACCCUUACCCUCCGCCCCUGAUGGGCUCCGGGCCUGCGGCGCCCCCGUUUCACUUCUCGCACUACGUCAUGCCGCACCAGCAACCGACUCUGCCUGGUCAGGCACCCUAUUUUAAGCCGCCCUACUAUGAGAAAUGACUAGUGUAUCCAGAGAGUCGCGUUUUAUAAGUAACUAGGAAUAAAUUUUCAAACUUAUUUUAUA